CUGUCUUAGUGCAGAUUUGAGAUCGUGUGCAAUCAGCUGAUGCUGCUUCAGCGAUAAACAUUGAUAAAUAUGAAAAAUAGUCCAAGUGGAUAAAACGUGCUUUUGUGUCUAAAGAAUUUCAUGGGGAAAAUAUAGUUAACCGGUACUAUCGCUAUGGUCGAAGCAACUGGAUGUGGUGAGUUGCAGCAGUUGGUUCAGGAGGAAGAAUGCGAGGAACCACUCAGUAAUGGAAGAGAAGCCACUCCUCCUUCAACACCAGCGAGAUCUCAUCGUCCAAGUAAAACUGAAGCACAAAACUCCAAUGUAUCGCAACAAGUAUUAUGGGAAAGCAACACACAAAUAUCACCAAUUAUUAGCAAAGGUAGCUCUGGCCAAGCAACCAGUCAAGGUUCCAUGGUUUCUGGUCGAGCUGCCAAUACUUCAAGUCACACUUGCAACCAAUCUCGAUUGACGUAUCUGAACGAAAAAGAGAAACAAAGGCCUAAUCGGCCAGAUCCACCGAGAAUUGUCCGACAGCACAAAGCUAUGGUGCCAUGCAAACACCAUUGCUUUUUGUCAGAGGUGCCUGAUGUUCGUCAUAUGGAGCAAGCUUUGCUGCAAUUAUUGGAAGAUUUUCACAGCGGUAAUUUACGAGCGUUUGGAAAGGAUUGCAGCAUGGAACAAAUGACGGAAAUACGAGAGCAGCAAGAGCGUUUGGCUAGGCUGCACUUUGAGCUAGGUCAGCGGCAGGAGGUAGCUGGAGACCAGUCAGGCCUUCGGCAAUCCAGCGCCAAUAUGCGACAUUUGCUUCAACGUCUCCAGCAAUUGAGUUUCUGCAUAGAGAAAUUACAUAGCAAAUAAUUGUCGCGCAAUACAUCAUAUAUUGUUACAAGUUCUUAUAAUGGUACUUGCAUUUAUGACUAUAUAAUAUUUAUACAGUUAUAGUUUUUUGUUUUUCAUAAAAAAUAUACCGAUUAUGCGAAUAUAUAAUGUGUAAAAUAUAUAUUUUACAUUGCCCUACCUCGAGUUGUU
Dinoponera quadriceps is the source of this 1011-nucleotide messenger RNA. RefSeq lists its product as uncharacterized. The record is from RefSeq and is a predicted model, not a curated record. Lineage: Eukaryota; Metazoa; Arthropoda; Insecta; Hymenoptera; Formicidae. Bases 154 to 840 code for a protein of 228 amino acids. The transcript has 5 exons.